GUCGUCUCCCGGUAAGGACGUGUGUACUUUUCCCGCUGUGCCGUCUUCUGUCUGAGGUUCGCGUGCUGUUCGACGUCCUGGUGUUCUGUGUUCGCGUUUGCUAACAAGUGACCCACGUUUUUAGUCGGAUAAAUAGGUGAAGGGUGCAAUUGUGGCAACAAGUGCUCUUACAAGUGUGAUCGAUUCCAGCAUGAGGAGGAUUUCAGUGAGGCAAAAGUGGAAUUCAAAAAAGUGCACUACACUAGAAUCAAACUGCUGACGGAUCAAUCGUGACCUCUGCGCCUAAUUGAGAUCGAAGUUAUUAAAUUGAACCUAAUUGACCAAUCAGGCAGUGCCAAACAGAGAGACGCAGUGUCGGUUGUCUCUGAGAUAAAUUUGUGAUACAGAUAGCGUUUUUUGCGGCAAGGAAAAACGGUGAAGGGUUAAGUGAGCAGAAUGGCAGAGGAAAGUCUUCAUGUUCCGGAUUCCAAUAUCGACUUCCAUAUCGUGCAACUGUUUGAGCGGUUGGAGAAUCUUCGCCGGGAACCGGGCGGUGCUAAGCUGUCCAGUUCUAUUCAAGGCCGGUCAACUAGUAUGCAUAAUGAACUACGAAGUCUGGAGUUUUGGAGAUCGAUAACCUCCGAGUGUUUGGCAUCGUUCUUCUACGUGUUCAUCGUGUGCGGCGCUGCGGCCGGUGCCGGCGUCGGAGCCAGCGUAUCCUCGGUCCUGCUGGCAACUGCUCUCUCGUCCGGAUUCGCCGUCACCGCGUUGACCCAGUGCUUCCUUCACGUGUCAGGAGCCCACAUCAAUCCGGCCGUAACGAUUUCCUUGGCCAUUACCCGCAUGAUAUCUCCUCUGCGAGCUAUUCUGUACAUGAUAGCGCAGUGUGGAGGUUCGAUAGCCGGUGCAGCUCUCCUGUAUGGAGUGACGGUCCCCGGCUAUCAGGGCAACCUGCAGGCAGCCGUGUCGCACACCUCUGCGCUGGCCGCCUGGGAACGCUUCGGUGUCGAGUUCAUCCUGACCUUCGUCGUGGUCCUAUCCUACCUGAUCUCGACCAAUUCGUACAAAAAGUACUUUGGCUCGUCGGCGAUUGCCAUCGGGGCGGCCUACAGUGCAUGCAGUUUCGUCUCGAUGCCUUACCUGAAUCCUGCGCGGUCACUAGGGCCAUCUUUCGUGCUGAAUAAAUGGGACAACCACUGGGUCUACUGGGUAGGUCCACUGAUAGGAGGAAUGGUGUCCGGAUUGCUGCAUGAGUUCAUCUUCAGCACCAAGAAGACGUCCAAAAAAUCGAAGGAUGACGUCGAUUCCAGCGUAAACUCCGACGAGGAUAUCAACUACGAUAUGGACAUGGACAAGCCUCAACAAUCGGGAAAGUACCACACUUAUCGGCCUUCAAGUGGAACCCUCGUUAGCCAACAGCGCUUCUGCCAAAGCAUCUACACUGCCGAACCAACCUCGAAGACUGAUCGCGUUGAAUCGAUCUACGGUGGCACCAAAUCUAUGUACUGUAAGUCUCCUCCGUUGACCCGUGCCAACCUGAACCGAUCGCAGUCAGUCUACACCAAAAGCAACACUGCCCUGAACCGUGACAUGAGCAUCCGCCCUGGACCCCUAGUUCCUGCCCAGAGCCUAUACCCGUUGAGGGUCACCCAGCCACAGAGUUCACAUCUACAGAACCAGAACGUUCAGAACCAACUUCAACAGCGAUCAGAAAGCAUCUACGGCAUUCGAAGCUCUAUGCGUCAGCAAGGACCUCCGGAACGAAUGCCCCAACAACUACAGCCCCAUCCCCAAGCGGGUGAACCACAAGGCUUCCAACCAAUCUACGGCUCCCGCAACAAUCCCAACUGCUCAUCAGAUGCCUUGAAAUUUGACCGGGAACCUCGUGAAAAUAGCCGUGACGACUCCAUGUCCUCCAAGUUCUCCCGCUCCACUCGGCCAGAGUCCAUGUACGGCCAACGCCGGGUACAGUCAGCCCAAUCGGAUGACAGUUCCUACGGGUCAUACCAUGGACCAGGCCCUGCCAUAACUCCGCCAACCCGCAACGCCAGCAAUAGCAGCAGCAACUACAACGGCCAAAUGAUGCUGCCAAACUACGGACCAGGUCCAGUGGGGAUGGCCCAAAUGCAAUCAGAACGCAAAGCAUCGACUUCUUCGCAGCAGCAGCAGCAACAACAACAACAGCAACAGACCAUGGGCAACCGAACGCCAUCUAGUAUACAGAACACCAACCUCCCACCGCCACCACCUCAGCUGCAAGCCCAUCCAGGGGGCUACCCAAUGGCCCACGCCGUGCGGCAGAACUGAACUACCCCGGAGAACCCUAGUGCCAGAAUUUAGAAAUAUGUAAAAAUGUGUGGUUUUCUUGUUUGUAAGUUAAGGUCAGAUUUUUACUACGGUUAGAUAGUCCGGGUUUUGAAUUAGACAGUGGUUUUUACGAGAGAUUUUAUUUAUUGCUAUUCUUUUUUUUAUAUAAUUUCCUACUAUUAACUCUUUAUGUCUUCUACCAAGUAACGAAACACGACCUGGAAAAUUUAAAUCUUGGUUUAACGUCAGGAAACGAAAUACUGAUAUUUAAAGACUGAUGAAACCCACUUUUGAGUAUAGAACAUUUAUGUAUACAUCUUAGGAAACAGUUGUUGAUACUUUUUGGACAUCCAAUGGUUUCAGUUAGCAAAAGUAAUAUAAAAACCGUUCAUAUAAAGUUCGAUUCCAAAACAUGCCACAGGAAUAUCAGUCGCCGUGUGAUUCACGACAUUCAUAAGGAAGCAAUUUAUACCUAAUCGUUUUCGGUAGUUCCGAAAGCAGUUCGCGAAAAAUUGUCACUGCACUCAUAUGUAUUUGAUUUGGAACAUAAAAACUGAUUUGGAAAUAUGGAUCGUUGCCUUAUGAUGAACCAUGGUUUGUUGAACCACAAAACAUGUAGAAUAUCUCUAGAACAACAAUAAAUCACUUUCAAAUCAAAUGAAAACUAUGAAUCUGCGAUUCAAUGACACAUAAUACAGGCGACAGCGACAGACAGGCGACAGAUAUUACCAUUCAAGUGAAGCUAGAAGAUCACCUACUAGCGCUAUAUAUUCUCCUUUAGAAUUCUCCAAUCUAUUAGAAAUUUGUAAACGCGUUAGAAACUUAGUACAAAUGUAUAUAUAAAAAAUGUUUCUAGAGUAACCCUAGAUAGACAUAGUUUAUGAAAACGAUCAAUUAUUUCGAUCGACACCGGUAUCAUGACAAUUAUUUGUAAAUCAAUACUCAAUCCAGCUUCAGUCGAAAAAUUUUCCUGCAGACAAACACCAUCAUAACCUGUAUACAUUUCUUCAAAGUGAAACUGCCUGCAAAGAUUUGUGUCUGUUUGUCUUUAAUUUAUCAUUUCGGACAUUUGAAUAAAAAAAAA
This is a messenger RNA of Aedes aegypti (yellow fever mosquito), 3370 nucleotides long. RefSeq names its product neurogenic protein big brain (gene bib). The coding region runs from base 436 to 2286 and encodes 616 amino acids. The record is from RefSeq and is a predicted model, not a curated record. Gene Ontology annotation, molecular function: water channel activity. Gene Ontology annotation, cellular component: plasma membrane. NCBI's taxonomy places the organism in Eukaryota, Metazoa, Arthropoda, Insecta, Diptera, Culicidae. Gene Ontology annotation, biological process: transmembrane transport. The transcript is spliced from 6 exons.